Molecule: messenger RNA, 1726 nt
Organism: Mus caroli (Ryukyu mouse)
Lineage: Eukaryota; Metazoa; Chordata; Mammalia; Rodentia; Muridae
Gene: Sstr1
Product: somatostatin receptor 1
Biological process (GO): cellular response to estradiol stimulus; neuropeptide signaling pathway
Cellular component (GO): neuron projection; plasma membrane
Molecular function (GO): neuropeptide binding; somatostatin receptor activity
Source: RefSeq, a predicted model, not a curated record
GUGGGCACUUGUGCAGCGGCCAGCCCCAAAGGGAGUUGGACCUUGCAAAGAACGCCAGAGCGCCGCCAGACCUCACAAGCACUUUGCAAGGGCCAUCUGGAGACAUCAUCGACUUGGGGAUCUGAAGGCCUGAAAUCCCCAGGUACAGGUUUAAAGAACUGGCAAGCAGGAAAGGAGCUGCUGACGCGAUGGUGCCGCUUAUUAAUCAUUCAUCAGUCCAGAGCCUUUCCACUUAAUGGAUGUGCCGCGCUGGGCUCUAGCCUCUUGGCCUCUCCUGCCACUCUCCAGUGUACCCAGGACCCCCAGAGCUGCAAGAGACAGCGCUCAAGCAAGCUGCUGCUGGGUGAUGCUCCCGGCGGCCUCAGUCAGAGCUGCGCUCGCCACAGCUGCUGCGCUCUGCCGGGUGGCGCCAGGCGGCGGUGAGCUGUGAGCUUGGAACCUUGAGCCUAGGGAGGGCGCAGACAGCAAGGGCGCAAGGUGAGCGCCCCAGCCGGCAGCCGCACCGGCCCACUUUCAGCUGGGAUGUUCCCCAAUGGCACCGCCUCCUCUCCCUCCUCUUCUCCAAGCCCCAGCCCAGGCAGCUGCGGGGAAGGAGCCUGCAGCAGGGGUCCGGGGUCCGGCGCCGCGGACGGCAUGGAGGAGCCUGGACGAAACGCUUCCCAGAAUGGGACCUUAAGCGAGGGACAGGGUAGCGCCAUUCUCAUCUCUUUCAUCUACUCCGUGGUAUGCUUGGUGGGACUGUGUGGGAACUCUAUGGUCAUCUAUGUGAUCCUGCGCUACGCCAAGAUGAAGACCGCUACCAACAUCUACAUUCUAAACCUGGCUAUUGCUGAUGAGCUGCUCAUGCUCAGCGUGCCCUUUCUGGUCACUUCCACGCUGUUGCGCCACUGGCCCUUCGGCGCGCUACUUUGCCGCCUGGUGCUCAGCGUGGAUGCGGUCAACAUGUUCACCAGCAUCUACUGUCUGACUGUGCUUAGUGUGGACCGCUAUGUGGCUGUGGUGCACCCGAUCAAGGCAGCGCGCUACCGUCGGCCCACUGUGGCCAAAGUAGUGAACCUGGGCGUGUGGGUCCUGUCAUUACUGGUUAUCUUGCCCAUCGUGGUCUUCUCACGCACCGCAGCCAACAGCGAUGGCACGGUAGCCUGCAACAUGCUCAUGCCUGAGCCCGCCCAGCGCUGGUUGGUGGGCUUCGUCUUAUACACAUUUCUCAUGGGUUUCCUGCUGCCUGUCGGGGCCAUUUGCCUGUGUUAUGUGCUCAUCAUUGCCAAGAUGCGCAUGGUGGCCCUCAAGGCCGGCUGGCAGCAGCGCAAGCGCUCAGAGCGCAAGAUCACUCUAAUGGUGAUGAUGGUGGUGAUGGUUUUUGUCAUCUGCUGGAUGCCUUUCUACGUGGUACAGCUGGUCAACGUGUUCGCCGAGCAAGACGACGCCACCGUGAGCCAGUUGUCUGUCAUCCUGGGCUAUGCCAACAGCUGUGCCAACCCCAUCCUCUACGGCUUCCUGUCGGACAACUUCAAGCGCUCUUUCCAGCGCAUCCUGUGCCUCAGCUGGAUGGAUAACGCUGCGGAAGAACCAGUCGACUACUAUGCCACUGCCCUGAAGAGUCGAGCCUACAGCGUGGAGGACUUCCAGCCCGAGAAUCUGGAGUCUGGAGGCGUUUUCCGUAAUGGCACCUGCGCUUCCAGGAUCAGCACGCUUUGAGGCCGGGCACUGCCGGGAUGGGGGGAGU